Molecule: messenger RNA, 1023 nt
Organism: Exophiala bonariae
Lineage: Eukaryota; Fungi; Ascomycota; Eurotiomycetes; Chaetothyriales; Herpotrichiellaceae
Exons: 5
Coding region: 1-1023 (340 amino acids)
Cellular component (GO): cytosol
Molecular function (GO): aldose reductase (NADPH) activity
Source: RefSeq, a predicted model, not a curated record
AUGUCACUUCCAGCAUCUUUUCCUAUCCACAUUAAAGAUGGCAAGACCAUCCAGAUCCCAUCCGUAGGAUAUGGUACAUGGGCAGCAGGAGGGACCGGCUGGUGCAAAGACGCUACUUUGAAAGCUUUGCAAGCAGGAUACAGACACCUUGAUUGUGCAUGGAUGUACGGUGUCGACGAAGAAGUCGGGGCCGCGAUACAAGAAUCAGGCAUCCCCAGGUCCGAACUGUUCAUCACCAGCAAGUUCUGGCCGCACUUUGGCGCCCCUGAGAAUGUGAAACUAUGUCUUGAUAAGAUCCUCAAGAACAUGGGUUUGGACUACAUCGACCUCUUGCUGGUGCACUGGCCGGUCGCGCUCAAGCCAACAUCUAGAGAAGCCCUAGAAAAGGCUGUCACAGGGCCGGGCACGUCGAAUGCCGAUAAGGCUAUCAUGGUGCAACCUGGGACUGAGAAUGUUGUGGUCGAUUGGGAGCAUAGCUCGGCUGACUUCGCACGUCGAAAUGGCCAUGAAGGCAGCUUCGUGCCCACCUGGCAAGCAAUGCAGAAACUCGUCUCGACUGGCAAAACGCGUGCAGUCGGGGUAUCGAAUUUCUCGAUCGAAGACAUUAAAGCCAUCCUGCCUUACGCAAAAGACGUCCCCAUCUCAUGCAACCAAGUCGAAGCACACCCAUGGUUACCGAACAACGAACUCAUCCAGUUCGGCAAGGAGCACGGAAUCCUGACGACGUGCUAUUCACCCUUUGCAGGACAAAAGUCCGAUGGCGCGACAUUACUCCAGGACGACACCGUCAAGCGGAUCGCCGAGAAGAAUGGCAUGGAUGUCGGCCAGUGUCUACAGAGCUGGGCCGUGCAGAGAGGUACGGUCCCGCUUGGGAAGAGCGCGACCGAGGCCAGGAUCAAGACGAAUUUGGCGGUCAAGGAGUUGCCGGCUGAGGAUGUCAAGGCCUUGGAUGAGCUGGAAAUACCCGAUGGGAAGGGGCGCACGGUGGCUGCUGGUGGCGCGUUUGGGGUCACGAUCUUUUAG